Phytophthora nicotianae INRA-310 is the source of this 831-nucleotide messenger RNA. RefSeq lists its product as hypothetical. The record is from RefSeq and is a predicted model, not a curated record. NCBI's taxonomy places the organism in Eukaryota, Oomycota, Peronosporomycetes, Peronosporales, Peronosporaceae. Bases 1 to 831 code for a protein of 276 amino acids. The transcript has a single exon.
AUGUUGAUAAACGUCAUUAAGCUCUGGAUGUGUCAAGUCGUGGUCUUCAUUUACCCUCCGUACUAUUUCAUCUUCACCACCCUUUCUCCAAAUGGUCAGACUGCUUUUUCGAUGCUCCUGCCUAUGACCAAACUGGCCAUGAGGAAUAUUUUCGGGCGAACUGUGGUUCACUUGAGUGACGAGGUAUUUGAAGUUAUCACAUUCAACAUCGAGAUUUACAACGCAAUCUUCAUUUCGUACUGUAUGCAGAACUCGCCAUCAUUUGGAACCAACACCGCAGCUUUAUUGGUGCAGCUGGCGCUGUUACUUCGAGAUGUUUAUGAGGCAACAUAUCGAAUAGAGCGGAUAGCGCGGCAGCUUGGAGAAGAACGCCAUUAUGGAGAUCCACGAUACUUGAUCAUUAAGUCAAGUGUUGGUUCUAGAGAAUUGGGUGCAUUUCAAAAAAGCAGAAACGCUACUGCGCGAACGGGUACUAAGGUCAAGCAAAGGAGGAGCAUUUCUAGUAUUCGAGUUCGAUCCGCCGCCAACAUCAACAACUCCACGAUGCAAGACGAUGACGUUCUAGCGGAAUCUAAUGACGCCGCUGGUGGCCUUGUUGUGGGGGACCACGAUCUUAAAUUUGAAUUCCGAGGUACAUUACAGAUGCAGCUCUCAGCUGGCGCUCGCAUUGAACCCGCGCCAGAACACGUGAGAUCGGCUCCAAAACGUGCCUCCCAGCAGUUAUCGUCAACUUCGUUUCAGUAUGUGCUAGAAGCGAGAAAACUCAUGUACCUGUCGGAGUUUCUUGUUCUGAUCAACUAUGUUGGUGUCUUCAUUCCGCUCAUAUUCUAA